Synchiropus splendidus (mandarinfish) is the source of this 1340-nucleotide messenger RNA. RefSeq names its product guanylate cyclase activator 1C (gene guca1c). The record is from RefSeq and is a predicted model, not a curated record. The transcript is spliced from 4 exons. Gene Ontology annotation, molecular function: calcium ion binding; calcium sensitive guanylate cyclase activator activity. The coding region runs from base 102 to 668 and encodes 188 amino acids. NCBI's taxonomy places the organism in Eukaryota, Metazoa, Chordata, Actinopteri, Syngnathiformes, Callionymidae.
GGUCCUCCCUGGACUUAGAGCUUAGCGCGGUCAGAGCUGAAGGUUCCCGCCGGAGCUCACUUCGGUCUCCGUCCGAGCUUCGCCGCCGCCGGGGCAGAAGAAUGGGCGCCCACAACUCCAACCUGGACGACAUCCUGGAGGAGGACAUGCACCACUGGUACACCAAGUUCAUGAGGGAGUCUCCGUCGGGGCUCAUCACGCUGUUCGAGCUGAAGGCCAUGCUGGAGAUGAACGGCAUGACGGAGGAGGCCAGCAGCUACGUGGACCAGGUCUUCUACACCUUCGACAUGGACGGGGACGGCUACAUCGACUUCGUGGAGUACAUCGCCGCCAUCAGCCUGCUGCUGAAGGGCGAGAUCAACCAGAAGCUCAAGUGGUACUUCAAGCUCUUCGACCAGGACGGCAACGGCAAGAUCGACAAGGAGGAGCUGGAGACCAUCUUCAAGGCCAUCCAGGACAUCACACGCAGCUACGACAUCCCGCCGGAGGAGAUCGUCACGCUCAUCUACGAGAAGAUCGACGUCAACGGAGAAGGCGAGCUGACCCUGGAGGAGUUCAUCAGCGGGGCCCGGGAGCACCCCGACAUCAUGGACAUGCUCACCAAGAUGAUGGACCUGACGCACGUGCUGGAGAUCAUUCUGCUGGGACAGAAGAAGAAAGUCAACUGAGCAGAGAUGGAGCCAGUCGUCUGCCGGCUCAAAGCCUUACAGCCAGAGGAAGGUCUCGCAGCUGGGACCCGCCUCCUCCCGGAGCCGCUGCCGAGUCAGCGAAAAGACAAACCUUCCCUUCCUCCUACGUUUUCCCGACCACGUACCCCACUUCCCCGAGAAGCCACGCCCACCGCCGCUGCAAACCAGUCCCAGUCACACACGACUCAACCGCAUCUUCAAGACUUCAAAGGAAAAAAAAGAAACCUAGUCAUCAGUGCUGUGAUUUUAAUGUUCCUCAUGAGAAGCAUGUGUUUUGGUGGCCAGCUCUGGAGGUCGGUGAAGAUCUGACCGGAGCAACACGCAAGACUCGAAUGACCUGGAGACAGUGUUUGGAAGCUGUGCGAGGGUGACGCGGGAGGUCAAGGACGUUUCAAGGGCAGGGCCUGUCGGAUCAAGACCCAGAGCCAGGUCUGCAUGGGGCGCUCCGAGGACUGUGCCUGGACCCCAGCGAGUCUCGGUCCCCGCCCUCACUGGACCGAGACGUGCGCUGUGUCGUGGCAACACCAGCUCCAACCGAGAUCUGCAGCCCUGUGUGGCCACGGCCGUCGUUGGUAUUGACCAGAUGGUUUGUCAAAUGAAAGCUAUUUUUACAAAACUUGAUUUCCCCCCAUAAAUAACUGAACACAUCCA